This is a messenger RNA of Lates calcarifer (barramundi perch), 7865 nucleotides long. RefSeq names its product F-actin-uncapping protein LRRC16A. The record is from RefSeq and is a predicted model, not a curated record. Gene Ontology annotation, biological process: regulation of Arp2/3 complex-mediated actin nucleation; cell migration. Gene Ontology annotation, cellular component: plasma membrane; lamellipodium. Bases 428 to 4579 code for a protein of 1383 amino acids. NCBI's taxonomy places the organism in Eukaryota, Metazoa, Chordata, Actinopteri, Centropomidae. Gene Ontology annotation, molecular function: protein binding. The transcript is spliced from 39 exons.
GGGGAGGGGCCCCGGUUCUCCACUAUUGGCUGGUACUGUAUUACCGACAGCUUUACGGGAGGGCCACGGCCAGAGAAGGAUGUGUGCGAACGGUGUUUUUUUCAUCUCCCUGAAAGCGCAGAGUCUGCUGGGUCUCAACAUGAUUUUAAGAAGACUUUAGCGGGUUUUUUCUCAGUCUUUUCUUCAGCAUAAAACCUCUGAAACCCAUGCUGUUUAACCCUAAAAGAGAUGCGCUCAGAUAAACGCGGAUACAUUGUACGGACAACGCGAGAGGAGGAGAGGAGCAUGUAACCGGGAGAAACGCACCGGCAGCGGCGGCGGCACCACCUGACACUUCUCUCUCUCGGUCCUUGUUUCCUCAGUAUUUGAGGCUUCUCGACGUGUUGACUGAACUCUCGUCGUUGUUUUGGAUAUUAUCUUAAGCAAAAUGAGCGAGGAAGUGUCAGAGGUCCCUAAAGAGCUUCUGGAGAGUGUGAGGGAUGCACUGGGGAGGAAGGUGAAGCUGUCGCUGAGGAAGAGAGUCAAACUGGAGAUCAAAGGAGACAAGACCGAGAACAGAGUCUUGGCUCUCGCAUCUCACCGAGCCUACCUCUUGACAGCACGCAUUCCCACCAAGGUGGAACACUCCUUUAAUUAUCUGGAGAUCCAGGGGAUUGCUUGUAACAAGCCUACACAGCUGCUGAUAGAGUAUGAGCGUGGCUCCUUCUCUCUGAAGCUGCUCUCUACAGAGGAGGUUAAUGAGGUGGUCGCUCAUAUAGGAAACUGCUUGCUGAGGAUAUGUCCUGGUCUACCACCUAAUAAAGUGAUGAAGAAGCUCUGCAUGGAGCCUCCAGACAGGCUGACCUCUCUGCAGACUCUGUGGGAGAACAACAAGCCUGCUGAACCUGGACCCUGUGGUGGGUUUUCUCAGAUGUACAGAUGUGUUUGUGACUGGUUGGGUCUGCCUUACAGAGAAGAGGUGCAGUGGGAUGUAGACACUAUCUAUUUGACACAAGACACCAGAGAACUCAACCUGCAGGACUUCAGCCAUCUGGAGAACAGGGAUCUGGUGGCCAUAAUAGCAGUCCUUGAGUUUAACCAGUGGUUCACCAAGUUGUCCACCAAGGACUACAAGCUGUCUGCAGAUGUGUGUGAGCAGAUCCUCCGGGUGGUGUCUCGAUCCAGUCGACUGGAAGAGUUGGUUCUGGAGAACGCAGGACUCAAAACUGAUUUUGCCCAGAAGCUAGCUGCUGCCCUGGCCCACAACCCCAGCUCAGGACUCACCACCAUUAAUCUUGCCAACAACCCACUGGAGGAUAGAGGUAUCUCCUCCCUGGGUGCUCAGUUUGCCAAACUUCGUAUGGGGCUAAAGCAUUUAAACUUCUCCAAAACCUCACUAUCACCCAAAGGGGUGAACAGCCUUUGCCAGUCACUGAGUGCCAACCCGUCCAUCCCCAGCAGCCUGGUCCAUCUGGACCUCUCAGGGAAUAUCCUUCGAGGAGACGACAUGCAGCAUUUCUGCCACUUUCUUGGUCAACCCAACAGCCUGGCAACCCUUGACCUCUCCAACACUGACUGCUCAUUGGACCAGGUUUGUUCUGCUCUGCUGCGAGGUUCAGUCCAACACCUCUCUGUUCUCAACGUGUCAAAGAGUGUCUUCCCUCACAGGAAAGGCAAAGAGGUGCCUCCAUCAUUUAAGCACUUCUUCAGCAGUGCCAUGUCUCUCAGCUCCAUCAACGUGUCAGGAACCAAGCUGCCGCCAGAGGCCCUCAAAGCACUCCUGCUUGGUCUGGCCAGUAACCCCAAUCUGAAGGACGUGUCUCUAGACCUCAGCUGCUGUGAGCUGCGGUCAGGAGGUUCUCAAAUCCUUGAAGGUUGUAUCGCUGAGAUCCCAAACAUCUCCAGCCUAGAUAUCUCUGACAAUGGCUUGGACUCAGACCUGUCUACUCUGCUGGUGUGGUUGGCCAAGAACCGGUCCAUUAGACACCUCUCUCUAGGCAAGAACUUCAACAACAUCAAGUCAAAAAACCUUGCUCCUGUGCUGGACAGCCUGGUCCAUAUGAUUCAAGAGGAGGAGUCGCCCCUCACCUCUCUGUCUCUAGCAGACUCCAGACUAAAGAGCGAUCUGACCAUCGUUCUCAAUGCCCUCGGCAGCAACUCCUCGCUCACCAGACUCGACAUCAGUGGGAACGCCAUGGGGGACAUGGGAGCCAAGAUGCUGGCCAAGGCGCUGCAGAUCAACUCCAAACUCAGGACUGUGAUCUGGGACAAGAACAACACCAGUCCUCAGGGUCUUCAGGAUGUAGCAGCUGCUCUGGAAAAGAACUUCACCAUUCGUUUCAUGCCCAUCCCCAUCAUCGAUGCCUCCCAGGCUCUGAAGGCCAGCCCUGAGAAAACAGAGGAUGCCUUGCUAAAGAUCGAGAAUUAUCUCUACAGGAACCAUGAGACCAGAAAAUACCUACAAGAACAGGCCUAUCGGCUUCAGCAGGGCAUUGUGACCACGACCACACAACAGAUGAUUGACAGGAUUUGUGUGAAAGUGCAGGACCACCUCAACUCUCUGAGGAACUCCGAGACAGACGCCAUUUUGGAGGACGUCAGGUCAGCAGAGAACCUCAUCAAAGACGCAAGAAACUCUAAAACGCUGCUUCCUAACCUCUACCACCUAGGAUCAGCUUCCAGAGAGGAGGUGGACAGCUCCUCAGUGGGGCCCAUUCAGGAGAAACUGGAGUCUAUGGCUGGAGAGGUGACUACUGUCAUGGACCAACAACUGCAGACUCUGCUGGAGUCCAUGGUGGACACAGCAGAAUCUCUGUGUCCCCAUGUGAUGAAGAGUAGUAAUCUUCGUCCCGAGCUGAUGAAGGCCAGCUCAGCCAAGAUGGUCGUACCCAAGAGCUUUGUCACCAAAACCCUCCUGGAGCAGUCUGGGGUGGAUAUUAUCAACAAGAUCAGUGAGGUGAAGCUGAGUCUAGCGUCCUUCCUGUCUGAUCGCAUCGUUGAUGAGAUUUUGGAGGCUCUUUCUGCUUCACAGCACACGCUGGCAGACCAUCUGGUGCGUCGAGGUCGCCCUUUGGUGCAGCAGGAGUCUGUGGAUCUGGAUGUCCCUGAGGAGAAGAUUCCUAAACGGGCAUCGACCGAAAUAUUAGAGGCUGAGAGGCUGGAGGAUCUGGAGACGUGCAUGAUGACUCCUAAAUCCAAGAGGAAAAGCAUCCACAGCAGAAUGCUUCGGCCAGUGUCUCGUGCCUUUGAGAUGGAGUUUGACCUGGACAAGGCCCUGGAGGACGUGCCUAUCCAUGUGGAGGACACUUCAACUUCGUCUCAAACUCCACCUACCCCAUCUCAGGUCCUGCCCAAACUGGAGCAACGUCCAGCAGGAACAAUGGUAGAGCUGCCAUCUGAGGAGGAAAAAAAGCUGCAGCACUUCACCAAACUACGACCCCGAAGGAACAAAAAAAUACAUUCCAGCAAAGUACCUCAAAUCAACAGUGCUCCAUCUCAGGAUGGGGAGCAGAACGGCCUCAUGGGAAGGGUGGAUGAGGGUGUAGACGAUUUCUUCUCUAAAAAAGUCACCAAAAUGGAUUCCAAACGUUCACUGAAGAGUUCAGAGUCUCAAGAUGGAGAGAAAAAGAAGAGUAAAGGAGGAUUCCUGAACCUCAUCAAACGGUCCUCCAAAUCUGACAAAUCAGAUAAAUCUGACAAAUCAGAAAAGUCAGAGAAAAACCAGGCAGCUCCUCUAUCCUCUGGUACAUCCUCGGCCUCUGGAAUUUCAGUGCCAGCUUCUACCAUCCCUGAGGAACCCUCCUCACCAAAGGUUGCAGUGAAGAGCCCAGCACCUGAGUCAAAGUCAAGAGAUGCCUCCAGUCGCUCACAGCCCACAGACUACAGCAGCAGCUCAGACCGAUCAGAAGAGCUGAGGACACCAGACUCCAUAGACGAGCCUUGGGAGGGUUCAGAUGGCAGGGGCAGUCCUCAGGGAGGGAGGCGGUACCCGGGAGUGCAGAUGAUGGGCAGUGGCCUCCUGGCAGAGAUGAAGGCCAAGCAGGAGAGGAGAGCACACAAGUCUUCCAGCCCUGAUAGACCUGACAGCAAUGCAACAGCAGCUAAGCCUCAGGCCCCAGCUUCAGAAACCAGGUCUCCCAGUGGUGCCAUUAAUAAACCAGACACUGGUUCUCCAGAAAAGACCCCACCGCGUGGUGAGAACAAGCCGGAACUGGCCACUCGUCUCAGAGCUACAUCCUCCUCAAGUUCCCCUGGGGGUCCCGUAAGUCCCAAACCACCGGUGCCGCAGGGGGCAAAGCCUGCUCUUGGUGCCCGACCCACCAUCCCACAGAAGCCCAGAACCACUAGUAGCAGCAGGAGCAUAGAUGAGAGCCCAGAUUCCCCCUGCAGUGGCGGUGUGUCUCCUAAAACCACAGCUCUCCCUCCCACACUGAAGAGGGCCCUGUCAGAGAAAGAAGGCCAAACCAGUCUGCAGUCAGGAGGAUCUGCAAACAAAACCACUCAGGAAGUGUGUGGUUUGGUGGAACCCUCUGGUGCCUGGCAGAGGAAGGGUGGCGUCAGACUCUGUUCAGCGACCCAGCCCUCUCCGUACCAACUCUGAGGAUCACGGCCCCUUCAAGACCAAGGACCAAUCUCCAAACCCAGACAAGGACAAGGCAGCAGGCAAGAAGUCAUCAGACUCUGGGGAGGAGGCAGACAAAGACUUUAUUUUGAUAUGACCGAAACAAGUUUGCAACAAAAACCUGUUGACAAGCCUUGCCUGUUUUCCUUUAGGAAAGAGACUAAUGGGAAAUAUAAUCAAGAUGUUUUCAUCAAUGUAAGCGGUUGUACCUGUACUGUAGGUCCUGUCUGACCACAAACUACACAUCAUGUUUGGUUUACAGGAAGACCUGCUGUCGUAUCAGGUAACACACAGUUUCAAAUUCAGUUUAAUUUGAUGAACUAUGAUGCCAGUGUUGAUAGGUAUUAACACUUCGGGGAAAUAUCCUCAAUACAUUUUUCAAGUCACAUCAAGUCUUCUUGCAAACCAAACUGUGCUAAAUUUCCUAAGAGCUUCCUUCUCAUGAACACCCUUUUCUCUAGAUCUGGUUUCAACCUACUCUCUGCUGUCAGGUGAGAAUCUAAUGUCUCUAAAACAAAAAACUUUUCAGGAUCCAAAAGAAUGGGUUAUGGGAUGAUCCAGCUUAUUCAGCCAGUGAGUGACAAAACCCGAAACGGAGUAUAAAUUUGUUAACCACUUAAAAAAAAAAAAAAAAAAAAAAAAAAAAGGACAUGUUGCUUUCAGGAAAUAGCAGACUUUUUGACCGGAAGAGAGAGAGAGAGAAAAACUGUUUACUAUUAUUUUGCAGUAGCUUGUCUCCCAGGGACCAAACACACAAUAAAAAUACCACUACCACUGUACUGUACUUGAACUUAAGCAUAAAACCACUCCGGGACCCAAUGGCAUUCAUUUCCUCAAAUAUAUUUGUAUGAAUUUUUCUAGAUGCUAUUUUCAGUAUGCGGAAGUUACUUUUCUCCGGACUGAAUCCAUUAUGCAAUUCAUCUUUUUUUUUGUAUUACAGGAAAAUACAGGUUCAGCUGAGAAUGUCAGCACAAAAAUAAAUCAGUAAUACACAUUUGAUGUAGCUCGCCUGACAAUAAAACUAUGAGUUAUUCAGAGGGGACUAAAUGGACUCUUCACUGAAGGACUGAAGAAUGGCUAUAGACUAUGUCAAACAUCCCCAACUGGGACCCUAAGUUGUCUCGUGUGAGAGAGUCGGAGUGACCAUAUGAAGUGUUUGUGCUUUGAGAGGACUGUGGUACACUUUAACUCCACUGACGAGCAAUCAAUAAGGCUUCAGCACUGUUAACAAACACUAAACACUGUGGAAGCAACACAUUCAUUUUAUUUUUACAUUUAGCGGCUGAGGUCUUUUUGGUUUUAUGCACUAACAUAUGAUAUUUAUGAAUAUUCCCCUGAUGUGCUGCUGGUCCAAUGAAAGCAAAGAACUUACUAAAAGAGAAAUCGCAAAGAGAAUCUGCUUGAAGGUAACAUGGGAGACGCAGUCAUGAGUUUCCCAUUUCAGUAGCUAUUUUGAGCCAGAUUUUGACACGAACCUCUUGUGUAAAAGCAAAACACUGAGGGAACUCCAGCCUGCAAACACUCUUCUUCCUCUAGAUAUUUUUUCCUUCAGAACUUUCAAAUUCAGCUCACUUUCACUUUGUUCCGUGCAAGAUAAGAGACUUCUUCAAACUCGGCAUUGUAAUCUCAUUGCCUCUGUGAUUGAGAAUACAGUGCCUGAAGUGGAAGUGAACUGAGGGUAGCUGUACAUUUACCACAUGGACCUCUUGGCUAUUCUGUAUAUACCAUUUUAAGGACCUGAAUGCUUCACAACAACAACAACAACAACAAUACAGGUCUCAGGAUGAUUCCUCUCAUUUUUCUCUGUCAAGAGCAACAAAUGCCCUUUUCACACUGCUACACAGUCUGCAACUAGCCUCUCAAAAGGACCUUGGCAAUUCUUAACUUAAUUUACAACCUGUCAUUCUUUUUGUUGAUACAGAGUAAGACAAUUUUCUUCAUGCUGUAUAUGUAAUUUUGGGCAGAAGUUUGGUCUGUCAAACUUUAAGUGUAUACAGCAAACUCUACACAUCUCCAAAUGAAAUGGAUUUAAACUCCAGAAUUUUGAUUUUUUUGUUCUACAUUUGACUGUUUGGUUUUUGUGUGCCAAGCUGUACAAAAGCAUUAAUUACAGAUGUACAACACACACAGUGCAGCAGUUCUUAUGCAUCAUCAGUGUGAAAGGGGCACAACUUGUGUUUUUAUUGUACUGUACAAGAGUCAAUUUCAAGUCUGGGCCCAAGGUCUUACUGGUGCACCUUCUCCUAUGGUGUCUAUCGAUGUCUUUUUGUAGGGUUACGAUAAGGUUUCAGCUUCUUUAUCACUAAUCAUGGCUUCAAAAUAACACUGUUCCUGCUGUAUAUAGUCAAUCUGUACUUGAUGUCAAUGACUGCUUUGAUUUUCAGUCUCUGUCCCAAAAUCAAACAUCACUUUUUGUGUGGAAGGUGUUCCAGGACACAUGGCUGUAUUCUGUUGGCAUUUUCAUCCAUUGUCCUGAUGCAAAGAAGGUAUCUAGACACACUGUCCUCUACUGUUUUUGCUUCCUGUGUAGGAUUUCAGAAGCUGGCUGUGUUUCUGUCAAGUUGUGUGAAAGAUUAACGAUGACUUGCUGUUCAUUUCUGAAAAAUGAGCAUCCACUUCAUUUCUGUUGGUGCACGGAGUGGACAAAGUGAAAAUAACCAAUAGCAUUGAGUCUAGACUCCCGAGUCUACAUGUGUGUGUGACUGCAUGAUGUGGCUGUGAGUUGUACUGUAUGUAUAUAUGUGCUUUCAUACAUGUAGGUGUAUGCGUGUGUAUAUAUGUAUGUGUAAUAUAUGCACAUGUAAUAUACACACUGUGGUGUAUUCACACGCCUAUGUGACCACAGCAAAUCCUAUAUUGUUUUGGUACUAAGUACACUACUAUACUAGGGGUUUGUUUGUAACUUAUUUGGAAUAAAAAAGUGGCCGGUAAUGUCUUGAUCUUUUGUUGUUUUUCCUCUCACUUGUACAUUGUGUUCAUAAAUGUAGAAAUUAAUUCUUUGUAUGUAUUAAUUUGUUAUUACAUGUAAUCAAUUUAAUGUUACUUUCAUCCUAUUUCAGAAAAGAAAUAAUGCAAAACAACCACUGGUUUUCUUGAGCUGGGUAAAAAAUACCAUUAAUACUAAUGACAUUUGCUCGUUUUAUCAGUCUUGAUACAUCAUUUGUUCCAUUUUGUCAUGGAUCAGUAUGUUUCACUAAGUCGUUCUGCUGGUGUUGGACAUUUCUUCAUGCAAAUAUUGAUUAAAAUAAUUUUACAGGCUUUAAAA